AUGUCCACUGAAUUUGUUGGCUGGGAUUCCGAUGAGUCGGACUUCUCCGAGACCGACCUCUCGUUUCGCGGCCGCCACGGUCGUGGCGCCCACAUUCGACGGCGCUCCGUGUCCCGCCCUCGCCCUCCUCCCCGCGAAUACCAAGAAUACCGCGAAACACUGUACCCUCCACGGGAGACUCGAGUUUACCGCUCCGCCUCCACAGGCGGCCGUCGCCAGCGCGAUGUGGGCCCCAGCGUAACUAUCAUCAAUAAGCAAGCGGCCGACGCCCGCGCCGUCAACAAGCCCCGCCACCGGACCGAGCAGAAGCUUAUUGACGCCGAAUCUGAAGAGGACUACCCCAUCGCCCGCGACCGUAGCUCUCGCCGUCGCACUACGUCUAACUUGAACCUGAACGUCGAGCGCACCCCGUCCCCGUAUCACCGGGACUAUGAACUCAUGAUGAACCAGCGUCUGCUGGACCGCAACGACGUCCGCCAGGACUUGGAGAUCUGGAAGGCGCAGCAGGAGAUCGAGCGUCUGGAGCGUGAACUGGAGAGGCGCCGUGAGAAGCCUCGUCCUGUCGAGGCCCCGCCUGCGCCUCCCGCUCCGCCUGCUAUGCCUGGCGCUCCCCUUGUCCCCGUUAUCCCGGCCCGUGAGUCACGGCUCCUCCGAGAGGAAGAGGAGUGGUACGAGGAUGAAAUCAGUGAGCGGCUGCGUCGUCUCGAGCGCUAUGAGCGCAAGAGCAAGGAAGAGGAGCUGCAGCGCAAGAGCGAGCGUGCGUGGCGCUUGAAGAAGUUGGAGGAAGCGGAGAAAGAGGCCGCCGAGAAGGAGGAGUUGAAGGAGCGUAUCAAGCAGGAGAAGAUCAAGGAGAUGGAGCGCCAGCAAGCUGAGGAAGCUGAGCGCAACAAGAUUAAGCAGCAGCUCAUCGAGGAGGAGCGGCGCAGAGCCCUAGCUGCCGAAGAGGCCAGGAAGGCCCAGUUAGCCAUGAAGGCUGCUGCCGUUGAGGAAUGGAAGUUGGAGCAGGAGCGCAUUAAGCAAGCGGAGAAGGAGGCUGCUAUCAGGAAGGACAAGGAGUUCCGCGAGCGUCUCCGCAUCGAGUUUGGCUAUUCCGAGAAGGAAAUCGAACACAUCCUCAACAAAAAGGAGCGAGAGGAGCGGGAAGCCAAGGAGAAGAAAGAGAAGGAGGAAAAAGAGGCGAAGGAGAAGAAGGAAAAGGAAGAGAAAGAGAAGAAGGAGAAAGAGGAGAAGGAAAGGAAGGAGAAGGAGGAAAGGGAACGAGUAGAAAAGGAAAAGACCACUUGGAUCAAGGUCCACCGCAAGCACCUCCUUCCCGAGACUCUGAUCGCCUACAACCUUCCUUGGGAGUGGGAUGAGCGAGACAGCAACUACAUUAUCAUCAAGCGAUGGAUCACCGAGGACUUCCAAGAAGAACUCUUCAGCCACACCCGACGCCUUCGUGAAGGCAAGGUCAUUGCCCAAACUUCCUCCUCCACCACCGAGCUGAAGAUCAACGACCGCAACAAGGACAAGAUGUACCUGGUGCGGAAGAAGAGCCCCAGCCGUCGGCUGCGUAUCUUCGCCUGA
Penicillium chermesinum is the source of this 1566-nucleotide messenger RNA. RefSeq lists its product as uncharacterized. The transcript is spliced from 2 exons. Bases 1 to 1566 code for a protein of 521 amino acids. Lineage: Eukaryota; Fungi; Ascomycota; Eurotiomycetes; Eurotiales; Aspergillaceae. The record is from RefSeq and is a predicted model, not a curated record.